Molecule: messenger RNA, 2356 nt
Organism: Callorhinus ursinus (northern fur seal)
Lineage: Eukaryota; Metazoa; Chordata; Mammalia; Carnivora; Otariidae
Source: RefSeq, a predicted model, not a curated record
GGGCCAAGUCGGUUUGCGACAGAGGCCGCGGCUCCCGGACGGGGGAGCCGAGCAGCGGGGAUCCGCCGCCCAGCGCUCGGCCCUCGGGCCCGCUCUUCGCCAGCCCGGAAGGUUUCUUCCUUCUCCGCGCGCCUCGCCCGCGCCGCAGAGUCUUGGCAAGGGAUCCCGGCGGGUGUGUGAGCCCGGGAGCAGCGGAGCCCCGCGCGGCCACGACUCCCCAGCGUGAGGGCGGAAGGGGACGCCGAGGUUUGGCCUGCGGGCGCGGGGCGGUUCCCGGGAGGGUGGCCAAUCUGUGCGCGACCGCGGCGGGAUUUUCUCUUCCGCUAGCUCUGACCCGGCCGGUGCCCCAGCCGCGGCGCCUGCAGGAGAGAGCCGAGGGGAGCUGCGGAGAGCGCGACGGGCCGCGGGUGGAUGCGGCAAAUGAAAGGGGAUCCGAAGUGCCUGGCGCGGCCGCGGCUGCGACGUGCAGCUGCAGCGCUGGGGGAGAGGCCCGCGGAGCGCUCGGCUUGGGCAACUUCACUUUUCCCGCCGCUCGAAAACUGGGGUGGAGAGGUGCAGAGGGCUUGGUGAGGGGCUUGUCAUGAAAUCUUCACUGGAGCCCCUUCUCCUUCUGGAGCGUGGAGGCAUUGGUGCUGAACAGGAGAUUGAGAAAGCUUGGGAAACUAUCGUGUGAAGAAACGCGGUGGUGAGGGGUGGGAAUCGUGGGGACCCCCGGGGGCGCGAGGUCGCGGAUCUGCCGUGCGAGGCGCAGCGCCCGGCGGGGCUGAGCGCUGAGAUUUAGGGAAGUGGGAGCCGCGCGGGCUGGGCGUCCCGAGGAGAGUCGGCCACGCGGUGUGUUUCCUUUCACUUCCUGCAGCAGCUGCUCGCUAUGAGGAGGGCGGCGGGCUUCGGGCGCAGCGGCCGCGUCCCGCGGGCGUGAGCGCCCACGCGCCGCCGCAGCCGCCGCGGGGACGGCCCCGACCCCCCUGCGCUUUCGGCCAUGAGCUCUCGGUGAAUACGCGGCGUGGGCAGUCGUGGAGCUGACGCUUCGAGAGGUAACGCUGGCUCAGGUUUGAGUGGCCUGCGAGAGUGAAAAAACCCUAACAUGGAGGACUUUUCCACCAGGACCUAUGGCACCAGUGGCCUGGACAACAGACCUCUGUUCGGAGAGACGUCGGCCAAGGAUCGAAUCAUCAAUUUAGUUGUUGGCAGCUUAACAUCCUUAUUGAUUCUAGUAACGCUGAUCAGUGCUUUUGUUUUCCCUCAACUACCUCCAAAACCUUUGAAUAUAUUUUUUGCUGUCUGCAUCUCUUUGAGUAGUAUUACUGCCUGCAUUCUUAUCUACUGGUAUCGACAAGGAGACUUAGAACCGAAAUUUAGAAAUCUAAUUUACUAUAUCUUAUUUUCUAUCAUCAUGUUAUGUAUAUGUGCGAACCUGUACUUCCAUGACGUGGGGAGGUGAGGCUGCCAAGGAGAAAUACUUACCAGGUCUCUUCAAAGCUAUACAUUAGGACUGUGAGUCAGAGCCGGGUAAGCUAUGCUUAAGAAUCUCCUGCACAAGUCUGAUACAUGAUUUUCAUGUUAAUUGUAAAUCUAAAAUUCCCUCUUGCAGGGGAGACAUAGCCUAGAUUGCUUUGCUUUUUCUUUAAGGAGGUGGUGUUGCACCUAAACAUUCCAACCCUUAAAGCUCAAAGGGCACAAGCAAUUUUCACUUUUGAAAUUAGACUUUUUAUAAUGUAAGUGCAUGGCGAAAAGCUAUGUAACAAUCUUGAAUUUUAAGACAAAUAUUCUUUUAUUUCUGUUAAACUGAAUAUACAAUUAUUGUUCCCUAGGCAACCAACUUUUGCUUAUAACUACAAUUUCACAUUAACAAAACACAGACGGUGAAAAGACAACUUUGAUUGUGAAGACCUAAUUACAAUAAUAAAUAAAAUAAUUUAUACAAGUUUUUUUUUUUUUUGUGACUUUUCUGUAGGGGUCAUGUUCAUUAAAGCCCUAGAGGCUAAUUUUGGCUUCACCUUCUCUAAUACAUGAAUGACUCUUGAUCUCUUUCAUAACAGAAGCAAAUUUUUUUUAAAUUGCCUGAGAGGGAGAAGUUAUGUCACACCCCACCAGCUGAUGCACUAAAGUGAAGGGCAGACUCUGAUACCUUCCUCAACUAUUUCCUGGGUAAUUUGUAUAGCAAAACAUGUAAGAGUCAUAGUAUAGGGUAGGCAACCUUAACUUCCUUUCCCAUUUAAUUUUACUUCAAAGUGCUAACUUUGUAAACUGACAACAGUGGGUUCUGAAGGGGUGAAAACUCUAGCUUCUGGUGAGCUGUGUUGCUACCCUCUUCCAUAUUCCCUUUAUAAGUAAUAAAAAACCUGUAGUGAAUGUU